CUGCCCACCCCCGCAGCGAGCGGAUUCUCCCCGCUGUCCAACCAUUCCUCCCGGCCGCCAGGCGGCGCGCGCGCCCCCCGGUCCCCCGCGCUUCAGGGGCGGCGGCGGCGGCGGGGCCAUGGCGGACCGGUUGACACAGCUGCAGGAUGCCGUCAACUCGCUCGCGGACCAGUUCUGUAACGCCAUCGGAGUGCUGCAGCAGUGCGGCCCCCCGGCCUCCUUCAGCAACAUCCAGACUGCCAUAAACAAAGAUCAGCCCGUGAACCCCACGGAAGAGUAUGCCCAGCUGUUCGCAGCUCUGAUUGCUCGCACUGCCAAGGAUAUUGAUGUUCUCAUAGAUUCUCUGCCUAGUGAAGAAUCCACAGCAGCUUUGCAGGCUGCUUGCCUGUACCGGCUGGAGGAGGAGAACCACGAGGCGGCAGUGCGACUGGAGGAGGUCGUGUACCGUGGGGAUGUGCUGCUCGAGAAGAUCCAGAGCGCCCUGGCCGACAUCGCCCAGUCGCAGCUGAAGACGCGGAGCGGCACCCACAGCCAGCCCCUGCCCGACUCGUAGCGCCAGGGGGCACCGCAGCCCUUCCCAAGCGCUUUGGCUACGCCUCUGCAUACUUCGGGAAUGGAUGGGUUGGCCCCGCCCUCCCGCGGGGCUGCCUCGCGCUCUGCUCCGCGACGGUUUUGGCACAGCUCGGCUGCGGGUUUUGUGUGAGAAACGCUUCUAUAGGGGCUCUGCUACAGAUUUGCUUGGGUUUGUUUCUUUGACUUACAACGAGUUUUCUGUUCACAAGUAUUACUUCAUUCGAAUUUAUUACAUAUUAGAAGUAUUUAUAUGAAUUAAUCCCACUAUGGUCAUGGUAUGUUUUUUAUAGGCCUCAGACACUUACGAGUUGGCCAGAGUUCCCUGGAGGUGGUGCUGUGAAUGCAGUGAUGGUCAUGUUUUAAUUAACAGUACUGGUAAUGUUGACUGACUGUUUUACCACCCUUUACAGAGCCUAUGAACGGAUAACUAAACUGAUGUUUACAGUGUGAUUGUUCUUGUCAUUGGCAUCACAUUUACAAAGAAAUAAACCUGCAGGUAUCUGA
Passer domesticus (house sparrow) is the source of this 1077-nucleotide messenger RNA. It is a transcript of the gene MED21, whose product is annotated as mediator complex subunit 21. Gene Ontology annotation, biological process: regulation of transcription by RNA polymerase II. The transcript has 4 exons. Gene Ontology annotation, molecular function: transcription coregulator activity. The record is from RefSeq and is a predicted model, not a curated record. The coding region runs from base 119 to 553 and encodes 144 amino acids. NCBI's taxonomy places the organism in Eukaryota, Metazoa, Chordata, Aves, Passeriformes, Passeridae. Gene Ontology annotation, cellular component: mediator complex.